Spodoptera littoralis (African cotton leafworm) is the source of this 2877-nucleotide messenger RNA. Lineage: Eukaryota; Metazoa; Arthropoda; Insecta; Lepidoptera; Noctuidae. The record is from the annotation of a GenBank genome assembly.
AUGCCUAUUACUUAUAAUCGUGGUAAUGUAAGGAAGAUCGCGUUUCGAACAAGAGGAAGAUCAGCACAGUCUCUUGAUGCUGGUGGACCUCGCGUCGAUCCUGGUGGUGGUGGAGACGGUCGCUUAUUCCUUCAAAUUAGACCUGCACUACCAGAUCCACGAGCAGCAUUCGCUCAGAGAUCUCAUACAACGCUAUCCGGAAAUGAUUUCGUGCAAAAAGAAGAUAGCAAAGAUGAAGCCAUUAAUCUGCAAGCUGUGGGAGAAGGAAAAGUUCAACUUUCUAGAACACCACAGGAAAAAGAUCGGUUACCUGAUAGAAUCAGUCUUGACAGGAGAGGCCUUUCAUCAAUACCUCAUAUAGUCGGGGAGCCCGGUUUACGACUUCUGUCAUUGCAACACAAUCUAAUAAAUAGUUUGUCAGGAUUGUCUCCACUAGAUUUAGGAAAACUCGUGUUUCUCGACGUAUAUGACAAUCAAAUUGACAAAAUAACUUCUUUGGAAAGAUUAUUUGGAUUACGAGUACUUUUGAUGGGAAAAAAUAGGAUAAAAAGGAUUGAAGGCCUCAACAAUCUGAUAAAAUUAGAAGUUUUAGAUUUACAUGGAAAUAGGAUAGGAAAAGUUUGCGGUUUAUCUAACUUAAGUGAACUGAAAGUGCUCAAUUUAGCUGGUAAUCAGAUCAAAUGUGUCGGACAGACGGAUCUCCAGGGUCUUGUAUCACUAAGAGAACUGAAUUUUAAACGAAAUCGCUUGCGAAAGCUUCUAGGAUUUCAAAAUACGCCAAAAUUACAAAAAUUGUAUCUUGGUAACAACGAUUUACAAAGUGUAGAGGAUAUGUCGUCGCUUUCUGAGGCAGUUUCUCUAAUCGAUGUGUCUUUGGAUGGGAAUCCUGUGGCUUUAGGUGGAGAUUGUGUACCGUUCCUUGUCUCAUACCUUCCUAAUUUACUAACAUUGAGCAACAUGCACGUUACUGAACAGGUACGAAGAGCUGCAAUGGCAUGGCGAAAUAAUAAAGAGGCCGCACAUGCUGCUUACUGCGCACUCGGUGGAGCCGCCCAACAAGAAGCCAGGCGAGAUCAAAUCAUUAAUAACGCACGCACCAAUUGGGAAUUACUGAGGUCCGAAAAUAAAUGCUUUAUACCUUCAACAAGUCCAACAAAGAAUGUGGAUAUCGAUAAAGAAUUUUCAAUUGACGCAACUGCAGUAAUAACACCACCCGGUGGUAUUGAAACAUCAGCUGAAGCAGCUGCACUUCCUGAUGUCGUUGUGUCUCUACAACAAGCUGAAACCGAAGACUCCGACUGUAAAAACACUAGUAGCGAUGCCAAUGCUAAGGCGAGUACCGACAUUGCACCUAAAGCAUCACCAAUGAGAAAGUUGCAAAGAAGUUCAACCGCUAGAAAACCAUCUGAAAGAAGAGUUAACUUCUCUGAUAGAAGUGCUUCCCAAGAUACAGACGCUUCUCACUCUACAUCGACCAGUAGUGAUUUAAGACUACCUCCUAUACUCUUACCAAUUAUAUCUUCUUUGGAAAAUGUAAAACUAGCAGACAGUUCUGAACCGAUUUUGAAACGUUGGGAAAGUAUUUCGAGUGUUGAACCAGUCGUUGAUUCUUCGUUCAGUUCACUUCCUACGUCGAGCAGUGACAGUGAAGAGGAGACGAAGAAAAGACCGAUUCGUCGAAUGGCAACAGCUUUAAGACGACGAGAAAACUUCAGUACAAUGAGGUCAAAAUCUGUUUGUGACCCCGAGAGUCGUAGGUCUAAAUCAAAAAAUUCUGAUAUCAGUGAAAAUGCGAGCAAUAUAUCAAGUAGCACGAACGUUGGUUCCGUUGCCAAUUCCUCGACUUCAGGAAGUGAUCAUAACAGCAAAGUAUUGCGAAGGGAAGGAUCUCUGAACAGUAGAACAAGCAGAAACAUAAGGAGUGCAACAAUAUCACGUAGAAAUGAAAGAGCAUCAUCAGCAAACAGAGCAUCUACGGCAAGAACAAAGUCAGUGAAAAACUUGAAUUUAGCUAACUUCAAAUCCUCAGAACCUGUGCCGAAAUCAUUGCCUGCAUCCAAAGAUAGAGAACAAGGAGUUGAUUACUUAGUAGAAGUUUGUGACGGAGUGGUGAGUGCAUGGGGUGCUGGGGCUGUAAGGCGUUUGGCUCGUGAUUGGGAUUGGGAACGUGCCCGUACCGUCACUCGGGCUGCUUACCAUUACGUGCAUUACAAUGCAGUGGCACAAUCAUUGCCAGAGUUAAAAUCCAAGUUUCCAAAUGUUAGUCACAUCUCAGUUCGUGCGACAGGGCUCCAAUGGCUUGGACAAUUACACGCUUUAGCGGAACUUCGAGGUGUUACUGGGCUUACAGUAUUACCGGAGGGAAACCCGAUUUAUGCAAAAAUAUGGAGAGAAUAUGCUAUUUAUAGACUUGCUCAUUGGGGACUAAAGGAGAUAAAUGAUGAACCUGUAACUGACGAAGAAAUAAAGACGGCCAAUAGGACAUACGCAGGUCUCAGUGACAUAGUCCUCAGGGCUAUCCCUGAUGCUCCUUUACAACCAUUGUUAUCGAGACUAGGACGAAGUGGCAACAGUGCUGUAAGUGCCAAAGCUUGGUUAAGAGCAGCUGAUCCUGCACUAAGAGACGUUAUUGCAAAAGAAGCCUUGCAGUACAAAAAAGGAAAUGUUUCACAGGAGGAUAUGAGCUGGCGUGUUCGGGGACGUGGACAACUAUCGCAUGCAAUCGAUUUAGCUUGUGGUGCUGCGCAAAGGCUGAAAGCUCUCGAAGUUCAAUGGCCGACGAUAUUAGUUGAAAUGAUUGAAGACAUUCUGAGAGACUUUGCAGAUAUGGAAACACACGUAAAAGAACAAAUGAAAAUGUUAAUGGACACCAUGUGA